This is a messenger RNA of Oncorhynchus tshawytscha (Chinook salmon), 3851 nucleotides long. RefSeq names its product epsin-1. The transcript is spliced from 12 exons. Gene Ontology annotation, cellular component: clathrin vesicle coat; plasma membrane; endosome. The coding region runs from base 460 to 2400 and encodes 646 amino acids. NCBI's taxonomy places the organism in Eukaryota, Metazoa, Chordata, Actinopteri, Salmoniformes, Salmonidae. Gene Ontology annotation, biological process: endocytosis. The record is from RefSeq and is a predicted model, not a curated record. Gene Ontology annotation, molecular function: phospholipid binding; clathrin binding.
GCCAUCUCCUUGUACCAUUCGAGCUACAACAGGGUCAGUAUAGACUUCAUUUAGAUGUUAAGUAUGGUAAAUUGUCAACAGUUAUUAAAUGUUAUAAGUAAUAUUGACAGAGUGAACGUUCCAUAACCAUCAGUUUUAUGUUAAGGAUGGUGGUGUCACUCGAUCAGAUCAUAAAUACCACUCCUAUUCUGUUGCCACUUGAACUGCUAGCAACAGGGUUCAACGUUAUCUCAUCUGUUUUAUGCCAUUGGCUACUUCAGCUACCUAGCUAGGUAAAUAGCAAUGAUUCAUUCCGUGUCGUGACAGGAAUACCUAUAUUUAGUUAGUCGGGUUUUUCUCUCACGCUUUCCCCUUAACCCCCAACACAAUUGUAAAACGUUAAAAUUGUUCGCAACUGAAAAAGCCAAGGAGAAGGGGAGUUAACGAUUUUCCGUGGAAACCGACAGCCAGACGGUUGCCAUGUCGACCUCAUCGCUACGGCGACAAGUGAAGAACAUUGUCCACAACUUCUCGGAGGCAGAGAUCAAGGUGCGGGAAGCGACGUCCAAUGACCCAUGGGGCCCCAGCAGCUCUCUGAUGUCAGAGAUUGCAGACCUGACCUACAACGUAGUGGCCUUCUCUGAGAUCAUGAGCAUGGUUUGGAAACGACUCAACGACCACGGCAAGAACUGGAGACACGUCUACAAGGCUAUGACUCUCAUGGAGUACCUCAUAAAGACGGGUUCAGAGCGCGUGGCUCAGCAGUGCAGAGAGAACAUCUACGCUGUCCAGACUCUCAAGGACUUCCAGUUCAUCGACAGAGACGGCAAGGACCAAGGGGUGAAUGUGCGGGAGAAGGCCAAACAGCUGGUAACACUGCUGAAGGACGAGGAGAGACUACGAGAGGAGAGGAUCCAUGCCCUCAAGACCAAAGAGAAGAUGGCACAGACCACCAGUGCCUCUUCGGCCCCCUCAGCUCCAGGUCUGGGGGGUGGAGCGCUGUCUCAGGGCUCUCACUCUGGAGGGGCGGACCCAGAGCAAGCGUGGCCACAGAGCUCCGGUGAGGAGGACCUGCAGCUGCAGUUGGCCCUGGCCAUGAGCAAGGAGGAGGCGGAACAGACUACUGUGGCCCCUCUGGAGGACGCAGAGCUCCGCUAUGCACUCACACUCAGCAAGGAAGUACAAGAACAGGAGGAGAGGCUGCGCAGGGGGGACGACCUGAGACUGCAGAUGGCCAUCGAGGAGAGCAGGAUGGAGAAGGCCAAGCCAGAGGAGAGUGCGUUAAUGGAGCUGAGUGCUGUUGACCCCUGGGGGGCUCCUGCUGCUGCCUCUGGGGGCUCUGCCGGCCCCUCACCCCCUCCCACAGUCCCCCUCCCAGCCCCCUCUGCCUCUGGCCCCUGGGGCCUGGCCCCUGCAGACCCUUGGGGAGCCUCGUCGCCUGCCUCACCCCCCAGCGUAGACCCGUGGGCUAGUGGAGGGACGGCUCCCCCAACGAUAGCCCCCCCGCCAGACCCCUGGGGAGAAACAGCCUCCUCAAGAGUCAACUCAGUUGACCCCUGGGGACCCUCAGCUGUGACCCCCCCCAGUGUCGACCCCUGGGGCCCCUCUGUGCCCCUCUCCACCACCUCCUCUUUUGGGGGGCCAAUAGACCCCUGGGCUGGGGACGGGGUUGACCCCAUCAUCACCUCUGACCCAUGGAGCGACUCCGCCAAACACACUAAUGGCACAGGACACCCAGAACUGCGAGGUCAGUUAACGGGCGAUAGUGCGGGUUCUCCGGUGCCCUUUGACCUCACAUCUCUGUGCUCUUCACUUCCUGUCCGUAAGACCCCCGAGUCGUUCCUGGGGCCCAACGCAUCUCUGGUGGACCUGGACUCACUGGUGUCUUCUAAACCCAAACCUAAACAACCUCCUCCUCCAUCAAUCUCCUCCUCAACACACAACCCCUUCCUCCAGACUACAGCCUCGUCUUCAGCCCCUGGCAUGGCAGUCACCCCGGGCAGCACAAUCUCCAGCAGGGGGGUUUCCCCGACGCCACCCCCCACCUCCAACCCGUUUGGCGCGGCCGCCCCCAUGUCCUCCAUCUCCCCACAGCCCUCCACACUGGGUCUCAGCAGCCUCCGCACCAGCCCUGUACCACCCAACCCCAUGGCAUACCCUGGCAUGGGCUUGGGGCCUAUGGGUAUGGGAGCACAAGGCCUGGGGAUGGGUAUGAUGCAGAGCCCCAUGGGAAUGUCCCCCUACGGCGGGCUCUCGCCCAUGGGUCCUCCUGGGUCCUCUCACUUCAUGGGGCCCGGAGGGACCCUGCCCCCACAGCUGAAUUUUGGGGGGCCUACGGGGGCAGCUGGAGUGAUGGGAGCCGGGGGAGCAGUGGGAGGGGCCGGAGUGACGGGCGCCAGCACCAAUCCCUUUCUUCUUUGAGGACGUUUCGGCACUCCCCCUUCCUCUUCAACACCCAAUCCAGGCCCUGCCCCACCCCCUGGCUCAUCUACUGCCCCCCUUCCCCCAGAGCGAUCCUCCUUCAACACAAACAAUUUAUGUUUCCAAUAAGAAACGUGUGUACAUCUCUAUAUUUAAAGAAAAUCUGAAUUUGUUAUUUUCUUUCAGAAGCAUUUACAUGUAUUUUUCUCCUAGCUCAGAUGAAUUUCAACAACAAAUAUUUUGGUUCCUUUCAUUUUAGUGGGAUGUAGCGGGAGGGAAAUAGACGUUUAUUUAUUUUUAUUUCGUUUAAAUGCAUUUUGCUUUCUUUCAGUCCACUUUUAUUGGGUGGGUGUUUGAGAGUUAGGCUUCAUCAGUUAUGUCACACUGAUAUAAUAUUGUAUUAUUGCACUGACAGAGAUGGGGAGAGAGAUGGGACAUGGCCACUAACAAACUGAAACACAAACAAAUUCCUGUACUUGCCUCUUCCUUUCUUUGUCUGAAAAGAGGAGGAUUUUAUAAAAAAAACUCCUGAACAAGAUUUGGAGUGAAAAAGCUGGCAUUAACAUUUCAGCCACAAUAUAGUCCAAACAUUCAAUAGCUGUUCUAUUUUUUAUUUCAUGUCAUUUCUAUUUUUUUCUGCUCCUGGGAAUGAAUAAACAAGGGGGGGAAAUUACGCAAUUAUGCCAUUAAAACAAAUGCUUAUUUUGUCUUGUCAUGGAAAUCAAAAGAGGGCAUCUAUUGAAUUGGUUGAGGAGAGCUGGAAUGUGUUUUGUAAAUGUGUUGUGUGGAAGAGGAUGGGUGUGUGUGUGUGUGUGUGUGUGUGUGUGUGUGUGUGAAUGUGUCUCUGUCUCCAUUCAUCCUGCGUCCUCGUUUAUUUCAGCAAGAUACAAAUCUAUUAUUUUUGUUUUUAAAAAUUGUCACUUGUAUCAAUGCUAUGUAAUGUUGGGAUUUCAAAUGAGGUAUUAUAAGGAUCACAUUUUUCUGCCAAUUUUAUUUCACAAAUGUUUUGUAUUAAUCAGAAGCAUUAGUCUUUCUCACUCUUUCAUACAGGAUGUCUCGUCUCCAGGUGUCUCGACAUGACUGGACCCUGUCCUUUCUGACCCUCGAUGACUGGACCCUGUCCUUUCUGACCCUCGAUGACUGGACCCUGUCCUUUCUGACCCUCGCUCCUACGGGGGGAGAGCUGCAGAUGCUUCUUUUAAAAAGACAAUUCAAUGAAUGAACCAACUUAAACAACAGGGGACUUGAUGACAUGCUCCAUGCUGUUUCUUUUCAUUUAGUUUGAUGAAUUGAUUGUUAUUUUAUAUCAACUAAAAGAUCUCUUUUAUUGGGUAAGGUCACAUUUUGUGUGGUGUUAACUGUGAACAUUCACAUUUGAGAAGUAAAAGAAAUUUAAAAAAGACAUUUUAAGAAAUAAAAUAAAUCCACAAAGGGUACGUUUCUUUACAUUA